UAAGGAUCUCCAAAUACAUCAAAGAGGCACGAGACUUGGGGUGCAAACCGUUCGAUGGGACGGGUGACAUCUCCGUUUCGGCACAAUGGAUUAAGCGGCUGAAUGAGGCAGCCCUGGACAUGCAACUCACCCCCGAAUAUAAACUAAGGGUUGCUGUGAGAUUACUUGAAGGUAUGGCGUCCAAGUGGUGGGAUGGGACCAAAAGCAAAUAUGGUGAGACCGUCACUUGGGAGGAUUUCCGACAAGAAUUCUUUGCACAAUACUACUCGGAUUUCGAGGUGAACAAAAAGGUGAGGGAAUACACCCUUCUAACCCAAGGGGGUAACAUGACGGUGAGGGAACUUGAGUACAAGUUCAGGGACCUUGCCGAUUACAUACCGGAGUAUGCUUGUGAUGAGAACCGGAUGGUGAAUCACUUUUGGGAUGCUCUAGACCUAGAGAUACGUGAUAGGGCAACACAAUUGCCUAACAUGACAUUCGCUCAAGUGGUCGACCAAGGGUUGAAAGGGGAGAAACAGUGGGAGGAGAGGAGGAAGAGAGACGCCGAAGAGGCGAAAAAGAGGAAGUGGGAGAGUCAUGGCUCCCAAGGUUCCAACAAAAAGGGGAACCACAGAGGAGGAUCUUUCCGGGCACCACCGCCGCCAUCUAGGGGGAACCAAGGCCCAAGUGGGCAAGGCUCGAGGUCACAGGCCUCAGCGGUAACUCGUUGCAACAAUUGCAAGAGGAACCACUCCGGUAAAUGUCGCGACCCACCUAGAUGUUUCCAAUGCGGGGAUGUCGGGCAUUUGAAGGCGCAUUGCCCACAAUUGGGUGGGGCAAGGACACCGGGACCGAACAGUGGUCCUACGGGUACACGGAAUCAAACUGGGGCUUCUCAAGCAAGCAGGGGACAAGGGGGAGCAAGCGCGAGCAACGCGCCAUCCGUGAACCAAGGAAGGACCCAGGCUAGGGUCUAUGCGAUGACGGAGGCGGACGCUCAAGCUAACCCGGACUCCGUUGCAGGUUGAGGCUAGAGCUUGCUUCCUGUGCUCGUUGCCCGAGUGAUUUCCCCGGAGAGAAGACUUGGUUCGUGCUUCCUCCAUCCUGUUUUAGAACAUUAAUAAACAUGCUCAUGGAUAUUCUACUUUGGAGCCUGUGUGCUCAUGUUUGCCCUGUGUGGCCCUUUGUUUUAAACAAUGUUUUCCGCUGCGUGUUGAAUUGUUUAUUAUGUAUGUUUAUGGAUGUUAUAUGUGUGAAUGAUAUUCAUGACGCCUUGUAUAAUA
Molecule: messenger RNA, 1262 nt
Organism: Cuscuta epithymum
Lineage: Eukaryota; Viridiplantae; Streptophyta; Magnoliopsida; Solanales; Convolvulaceae
Source: the annotation of a GenBank genome assembly